This is a messenger RNA of Grosmannia clavigera kw1407, 1602 nucleotides long. RefSeq names its product high affinity methionine permease. Bases 1 to 1602 code for a protein of 533 amino acids. NCBI's taxonomy places the organism in Eukaryota, Fungi, Ascomycota, Sordariomycetes, Ophiostomatales, Ophiostomataceae. The record is from RefSeq and is a predicted model, not a curated record. Gene Ontology annotation, biological process: amino acid transmembrane transport. The transcript has 3 exons. Gene Ontology annotation, molecular function: L-amino acid transmembrane transporter activity. Gene Ontology annotation, cellular component: membrane.
AUGUCGAAAAUCUUCUCUUCAUGGGCGUCCCGGGACUCGCCCGUGGCCAAGACCUCAAGCCUGGACUACGACCAGGAUAAAGUUGGCCCUAACGAGAGCAGCGAUAUCGGCCGCAUCGAACAUGCACGCGAGGCGAAGCGCCAGAUCGGGAUCCCGUCGGCCAUUAUGCUAAUUGUGAACCGCGUCAUCGGCACCGGCAUCUUUGCGACACCGGGCACGAUACUAUCGCUGUCGGGUAGCGUGGGCCUCUCGCUCUUCAUCUGGGUGGCUGGCAUGUUGAUCGCAAUGGCGGGCACGGCCGUAUAUCUCGAAUUCGGCACGGCGAUCCCAAAGAACGGCGGAGAGAAAAACUACCUUGAAUACGUGUACCGACGACCCAAAUUUCUGACGACUGGCAUGUACACCGGCUACGUCGUGCUGCUGGGCUGGGCCAGCGGCAACUCGGUCGUCUUCGGCGAGUACAUUCUCAACGCAGCCCAGGUCGAGGUCACACGCUGGAACCAGCGCGGUAUUGGCCUGGCCUGCAUCACCAGCGCGUUCCUGAUUCACGGACUGGCGCUCAAGUGGGGGCUGCGACUGCAAAACCUGCUGGGCAGCAUCAAGCUGGUCGUCAUCGUGAUCAUUGUCAUUGGCGGCUGGAUCGCGCUUGCCGGUCACGUGAAAGUGCCCGAGGACGAAAAGCCACACAACUUCCGCCACGCCUUCGAAGGCACCACCGGCAGUGCCUACGGCGUCGUCACUGCGCUCUACAACGUCAUCUGGAGCUACAUCGGCUAUAGCAACGCUAAUUACGCCCUUAGCGAGACCAAGGACCCUGUGCGCACGCUGCGCAUCGCUGCCCCUCUGGCCAUAUGCGUUAUUUCUGUGCUAUACAUGUUUGUCAAUAUCGCCUAUUUUGCCGCGGUGCCCAAGAAAGACAUCAUCUCAUCCGGCCAGCUUGUCGCUGCUUCCAUGUUCCGCAACGUCUUUGGAGGCACCGCUGAGCGAGCCUUGUCCGUCUUCGUCGCUCUGUCCGCUUUUGGAAACGUCCUUGCUGUCAUCUUCUCCCAAGGCCGUCUGGUGCAGGAACUUGGCCGAGAAGGGGUUCUACCCUUUUCGCGCUUCUGGACUAGCAACCGCCCGUUCAAUGCGCCCCUGGCCGGCCUUUUUGAGCACUGGGCUGUGUCAGUCAUCAUCAUGCUGGCACCCCCUCCUGGCGAUGCCUACAACUUUAUUCUCAAUCUUAUCUCGUACCCACUAGCCAUCGUUAAUUCGUUUGUCGCUGCCGGUUUGUUGUAUCUGUACAUCAACCGCACGGCUUGGAACUGGAACCCGCCGAUCAGUGCCACUUGGCCGGUCGUCUUGUUCUUCCUCCUUAGUAACAUAUACCUUGUUGUCGCUCCCUUCGUGCCACCCACCGACGGGCAAAGUGUGUAUGUGCACCUGCCAUAUUGGAUUCACUGUGUUGUUGGCUUCGGACUCAUCUUUGCCGGUGGAGUCUACUGGGUCAUUUGGGCCAAGAUUCUUCCCAAGAUUGGCAGAUACGAGCUGGUGCGGGAGGUUCAGGUUGAUGAAAUUGACGGAUGGGAGAGAAACGUGUUUCUUCGAAGAUCGUUGCAUUAG